CUCCGAGUCCCCAAUCCUGAAGGCACCCCGCCGCCGCCGCCGGCCAUCCCCCGCCGCAACCCUACCAAUUCCAGCCGUCAUCCCGUCGGAGAACCGCAGCCAGCGCUCGCGGCGGACGGUCGGCAUGGAGGAGCCGAUGUCGAGGCUCACCCACGACCUAAUCGCAGAGAUCCUCUCUCGCGUGCCCUACAAAUCGCUCUGCAUCUGCAAGUGCGUCUGCCCGACAUGGCGCGGCAUCAUCGCCGACCCCGCCAACCGGAAGAAGAUGGCGCAGACCCUGGCCGGAUUCUUCUACCGCAUCACGGCCGACUCCGCCGACCCCCGCGGCUUCGUCGUCAACUACGCCGACCUGUCCGCCUUCCCUUGGGCGAGCGUCGCCGAGACCUACCCGCUCCUGCCGCUGCCGUCCGACAGCACGGACUGCUUCGUCUCCCUCGAGGAUUCAUGCGAUGGAUUGUUUCUCACAAGCAUCCGCACGGGCACCCCUGCUGCUGCUGGAACAUCUCGCUACAUGGUCUCCAAUCCAGCUACCGGUGAGUAUAUUGUGCUGCCUCACUCUGGCUACGCCGGCGACUGCUGUCGCGCUUACCUGGGUUUUGACAGUGGCGUGUCCAUUCAAGAGUUUCAUCUGUUCGAAUUUAUGCUGGAACAAUCCCAAUCCCUGGUUGUGAGAGGAGUGAACAUUUACUCCUCAAAAUCUGGUGUGUGGGUAUCAAUGAAAAGCCAAUGGGACAGCGAAGUUAGCCUGUGCUGGAGUCAACCAGGCGUUUUCCACAAGGGGUGUCUGCACUUGCUCAUACAUCAGCGUGGGCUGGCAAUAGUUGAUGCACAAGGGCUAAGAUGGAGAAUCAUUCCACUGCCAAUAUCAGUUGAUCCGAGUUUCGCGGGUUUCAUCGGAAAGUCCGCAGGACAGCUAUUUUAUAUUGACUCCGACGAUACUGAAGGACAUGAUGCAAACUCAUUUUCGACUAUAUCAGUUUACGUUCUUGGUGCUGACAUCUAUCAGUGGGAUGGGACUCACCUGGAUGACAAAUGCAUGCACUGGAAAUUGUUGCGCAAGCUUUCAAAUGUAGCUCCAAAUGUGUUGUUUCAGCUCGGCUUCGACCUUGAAGUCAUUGGAGUACAUCCACAUGCCAACAUAAUCUUCUUUAUAGCUCAUUGGAACAAUGAACUGAUUGCAUACGAUCUGGAUCGUCAUGAGAGCACAGUUGUAUAUUGCGUCGAGCCUAACUACCAGAAGUUUAGGCCUUUUUUCUCUUAUGUGCCCUUGUUUUCCCGCCUACCACUGGAUGGAGGAAUGCGGUUGGCAACUCCAAAUUGAUGAAUGUUCUGCUGAUUAGAAGUUUGGCAGGCAUCGGUGAGGUUUUCAAGAUUCUGUGCUCAAAAUCAAAAGUCCUAGUCCUGCUUUCUUGGGCUAAUCAGAGUAGUUGCCGUGCCUCUACCAGUAUCUGCAGUCUGCUGAUCACUCAGUUGUAGAGUAGAAUUAACCAUUUCGAGCACAGUUACCGGUCGGAUGCCAAUUCUUCAAGGUAAGGCGGAUGCAUUAGCCAAGCAUCGAUCAGUUCACUUCCAUCAGUGGGUAUACUCAAAGACGGUAUAAUAUUGGGGACAUUUGGGGACAUAAAUACACUCAAGCAACGCCAGUCCGCCAGACAGAGGAUAAGUGGGAGUUCUGAGUGAGGCUCGAGCUGCUGGCUGCAGAUGACUUUCACCCCACGGCAUCUGAGCAGGAAACGCUGGAUGGCCGCACCAUGCCGGUGUUUCCAUAUAUUCCAGAUGCAGAUCAGGAGGAAAGUUCAGCCUCUUUCUGGCUACACCCCAGAUUCAUAGAAAUAUUUGCUGGUUUCUUAAUAUGACAUCUCAUAUUUGGUAAAUAGUGACAACUUCAGAAAGACUUGGUGGGUGACCGCAGUGAAUAGCGGUCAUCCGAUCCCCACGGCGUUCUUCGUGGUGAACACCGCAGCACAAGAUGCGGGUCAGGUUUGGAGAUCCGGUGCACCUAUGAUACCUGAAAGACUAGAAUCUUGACAUUUUGUCUUCCGGAACUGAGUUCAGCUUUGACGGUUUGUUGUGUAACUGGGCCACUGUUCAAAUCUGACUGUAGCUUGUUGUCUGAAUAAGUCAGCAGGAGCAUAGUCUGCACCAGAAGAUUUGGCAAAUAACUGAGAAAUUCUGCAGAAGCUCCUCAGCGAGAAAAGGAGCCUGGACUGGGAAUACACAGUACAAGAUUUGUUGGGCCAGCGCUGCGCUCUGUUCCAGGGAUACUACACUGGGAUGUCAAGUGCAAGAACAUACUGCUCGAUUCGAAGUAUGAGGCAUACUUGGCUGAUUUUCGGCUGGCCAAGCUAAUGAACUGUCCCAAGUCCCAACUAUAUCAUGCCAUGUUGCGUAUCGCUGGUUCUUAUGUGUACACACUGCUCCA
Messenger RNA from Triticum aestivum (bread wheat), 2422 nucleotides. Its product is annotated as putative F-box protein At3g17490. Gene Ontology annotation, molecular function: protein binding. The transcript is spliced from 2 exons. The record is from RefSeq and is a predicted model, not a curated record. NCBI's taxonomy places the organism in Eukaryota, Viridiplantae, Streptophyta, Magnoliopsida, Poales, Poaceae. Bases 125 to 1321 code for a protein of 398 amino acids.